UGUUGACGGAAAGACCGGCCCUGGUUGGCUCGCCUGCUUGGGAGGAGUGACAUCACAUGGAGGAGAAGCCUUGUGGUGUAAAAUAACAUGUCCUUCUUUGGCGCAAGGCGGAAUGUUACAUUUUCAGGGUGCGAGGUGAACAAAUUUGCAAUAAUGAUCCAUAUCCCAAUUAAGGCUUUUAUUCUCAGCCUGGUCAUUAUCCAAAGUGUUGCUUGGAACAAGGAACAAUUAUCAUUGCUCAGCAAUGAUGAAUUGUCAUUGCAUAAUAAAUUAUCAUUGCAGGCUGAUGGUGGCAAAAAUAAUAAACACAAUAUUAGAAUAACAUUAGAUGCGACAGUAGUAAAAUGCCCGAAGGGGACCUAUGAAUUAAUUCAGUCGCUUACAGCUAGGCCUCCAGUUUAAAAACAGCUUGUAGGAAAAGCACACCAAAUAAACCAUCAGUCCCAUAAUAAAAGGAGCGGCCUGACGUCACAAAACCUGUUUUCAUUGCUUACUUUUUUUUUUUACUCUGCCGUGUUGACGGUGCAUAAAGAACACCUGAGAUUCUUAUCAUGCUUUGCCCACACUCUACCAUGCAAAAUAACGAUAUAGUACGGCGUAGUGUCUUGUCAACAGGAUAGUUAUUUAGGACAUUUCGGAUAGUUGGAACAUCAAAUUUGGAUUGUGAGCUGACUCUGCACAGGUGUCCUCUUUCUUUCCUCCAUCCAUUUUCUGCUUCUGCCAAUUCAACUAUUGUUUGUCCAGUGCUGUCCUAAUCGCUCUCUCUCUCUUUCGCUUCCCUUCUUGUGCUCCACACACAAGCGUAACCGCACAAAACUGCACACACACACACCCAAACAAAAAGCUGCGCCGGCUCCCGAAGCCUCACGUCUAACGCAAACACCCCCGCCGUUUGCCUUUUUGGUACGUCCCGAGACGAGCAGUCACCUCCUCUAUCCCAAGUCAGAUUUGUCUCCACUCUAAGGAAAUACGGCGUACCUCUAAAAGGUGUAAAAGUGUCAUGCAAAAAGUUCUUUAUGGACGGCGGAUACAGAUGAAGAGGUAAAGGAGCGUUGAGUGACGAGGCAGGGAGGGAGGGAGAGAGGGCGGCUGACGCACGCUUUGCUGGCCGACAAGCCAUGACAGGACUACUCGUGAAUCGCCGGUGAACUCUCUCCUCCUCCCGAUGUCUCAGUGCUUCGGGCCAUGGCCUUUCAAGCAGGCAACAUGAACCGUGAGGACCGGAAUGUGCUCCGAAUGAAAGAAAGAGAAAGGAGAAAUCAAGAAAUCCAGCAGGGAGGAGGCGAAGCGUUUACAGCAAAUUCUCCCCUUUUCCCCGAACCUUACAAAGUGUCCAGCAAAGAAGAUAAACUGUCCAGCCGUAUUCAGAGCAUGCUGGGCAAUUACGACGAGAUGAAAGAACCAAUUGGCGAGGCACUUCCGAAGCUCAACGCCAAGCCCUCCAACAGCUCGUCUUCCUCCGAGGAGAAAUCUGGCGCGCCUUUGUUUGGCGAGAACCAGCGAGGAAGUGGCAGCAGUCAGAGCAGUAAGUGGACUCCCGUGGGCCCGGCCGCGGCUGGCUCCUCAUCCCAGUCUCAGAAACGCUCCGCGCUGCAAGGCGGUCACAGUAGUCAGCGGGGCGGCGGCAGUAGCGGCGGCGGCAGCGGUAGCCAAAGACACAGCGAAAAGAAGUCAAGUAAACACAGCGGCGGCUCAGAGCACUCCAAGUCGCACACGUCCAGUCCAGCCAAGGGCUCUCUCGGUUCUUCCGGCGGCAACAGCCACUCGCGGAGCUCCUUAGCCGCCGAGCAGCAUCACAGCAAGGAGCCCUACCGGUCCAAGUCGCCGCGAGACCGAGAGGCCAACUGGGACUCGCCCUCUCGGGUCCACACCUCUUUCCCCAGCGGACAGCACUCGAGUCAGGCUUUCCCACCGUCGCUCAUGUCUAAACCGGGCUCCAUGCUCCAAAAGCCCACGGCCUAUGUUAGGCCUAUGGACGGACAGGAGACAACGGAAGCCAAGAGCUCGCAAGCGGAAAGCUACAGCGGACAGUCGCACAGCAGCACCAUGGGGGAGAUGAAGCCCAAUGGCAAGGCCUCGCUCACCAAACUCAAGAUCCCCUCGCAGCCUGUAGAGGGAUCUGGGGAUUCCAACUGUGUUGAUGAGAUUCUAAAGGAAAUGACUCAGUCCUGGCCCCCUCCAUUGACAGCAAUCCACACCCCCUGCAAGACAGAGCCCUCCAAGUUUCCGUUCCCCACCAAGGAUUCUCACUCUUUCUCAAGUGGACAGAAGCGCGGCAGUUCUUCCAAAAGCUCAAGCAGCCACCAGUCGAAAGCUUGUGAUGAUCAGCCAACUAUGCUGGAGGAUGACCUCAAACUCAGCAGCAGCGAGGACAGCGACGGCGAGCAGGACUCCGCCAAGAAUGCCUCACGAAACACAUCAGCGAGCCAUAACAGUGAAGGAGCCGAGCAGUCGAGAGACGAUUCGAGUAGCCACAGUGGCUCCGAGAGCAGCUCGGGUUCGGACAGUGAGAGCGAGAGCAGCACGACUGACAGCGAGGCCAACGAGCCCCUGCGGCCUGCUUCUCCUGAGCCCGAGCAACCAAUGGCCAACAAGUGGCAGCUGGACAACUGGUUCAAGAAGGUAGCCCCACCGUCGCCACAGGAUAACAACAAUGUUCAAACCAAGAGCAAAAAAGAGGGCAGAGAUAACAGCUCAGGGCGGGGCUACAGUAGCCAAGGAGGGGGGUCCAAAGAUUCCUCGGCUCCGGCCCCAAGUCGGGACCUUCGGGCGGCACAAAAGGGCGGCGAGAGUGGCCGUGGCCGGCAGAAAUCUCCAGCCCAGAGUGAGAGCAGCACGGGGAACCGGAGGCCCGUGGGGAAAAAGCAACCGAAAAAGUCUGAAAAGCCCCCGGUGGUGGAGGAGCCCAAAGGAGGUCUGAGGGUGGAAAGCGAGCCAGCGCCCGAGAUCCCCCCUCAUCGACCCAAAGCGGCCACAAAGGGUUCUCGCAAGCCCAGCAUCAAAAAGGAACCCAAAUCCUCGCCGCGGCCCAGCGCGGCGGCCGCCGCCGCCGCCGCUGCCGCCGCAGCUGACAAGCGCAAGGCCAAAACCAGCUCCAAGUCCACUCGCGAGAAGUCCCGCGAGUUUGUCGACACGGACUCCUCGUCGUCGGACUCGGAAGGCAACGACAGCAUCCCGUCGUCCUCGCAGACGCCAAAGUACACGGAAAGCAUCAGGACACCCGUGUGCGUGUUCUCGCCCAUGGAGGAGAAGGAGCUGCUGUCGCCACUCAGCGACCCCGAGGAGCGCUACACCUCAAGGCAACCUCCGCAAGUUCUGAUUGUCAAAAUAGAUCUCAGCUUGCUUUCGAGGAUCCCCGGACGGCCGUACAAAGAGCCCGCAGAGAUCAAAGUGGAGCGGGAUGACUCCCAAGACAGAGACAGCAAAGACUUCAGCAAGCAAAGCUCAGAAAAGAGCUCAAUCAAGGCCAAGAGGAAGCACAAGAACGACGAUGAGGGAGCCAAGACAGACGGCAAGAGGUGCAAGCUGGAGGAAAAGUCUCAAUCGCAUCAUAAAAGCAGCAGUAAAGAGUCAAAGCGGUCUUUGGAGAAGAAGGAGGAUCCGGUGCCCUCGCCGUCCAUGGCGGGCCUCCAGCGGACGGCGAAAGCCGAGCACCCCAGUCGGAAGAGGACGGUCAGCCAGUCUUCCACGUCGCUAUCCAGCGGGGCGGGCAGCGGCAAGGAAGGAGGCCACAGCACUAGGAGCACCUCCGCCUCCAAGCACAGAAAAGGCGAGGACAAGGGACGCAGUACUCGAGACGGCAAGGAGAAAUCCUCAAAGGGCUGCGAUAACCAGCUGGCCGUGCCGCCGCUCUCCAGCGACGGCUCCAAGUCGCAAAGAUCCAAGCUGCCGUUUGAGGACAGGGCCCAUUCAGCAGAUCAUUAUUUGCAAGAGGCCAAGAAACUUAAACAUAAUGCCGACGCACUGCUGGAUCGUUUCGAGAAGGCCAUUUACUACCUGGACGCCGUGGUGUCGUUCAUCGAGUGCGGCAACGCCCUCGAAAAGAGCGCCCAGGAGGCCAAGUCUCCUUUUCCCAUGUAUGCUGAAACAGUGGAACUUAUCAAGUACACCAUGAAGUUAAAAAGCUACAUGGCCCCUGAUGCCACUCCAGCAGACAAGAGGGUAGCUGUUCUUUGUCUACGAUGUCAAUCUCUGCUCCACUUGCGCUUAUUCAAACUGAGGAAAGACAGCGCUCUUAAAUACUCCAAAACACUUACAGAGCAACUAAAGAACUCUCUGAGUAACACCCAGGCUCCCUCUCCUGGAAUGGGGAACAAGGCAGCGGGCAUGCCUUCGCCAGUGUCGCCAAAGCUGUCGCCGGGCACGGCGGGUGGCUACUCGUCCGUCAGCAGCAGCAGCAGCAGCAGCGCCGCCGGCUCCUCGGUAACGAUACCUCAGCGCAUCCACCAGAUGGCUGCCAGCUAUGUGCAGGUCACCUCCAACUUUCUGUAUGCCACUGAGGUGUGGGACCAGGCGGAGCAGCUGGCCAAGGAGCAGAAAGACUUCUUCCAGGAGUUGGACAAAGUGAUGGGUCCUCUCAUUUUCAACACGAGCAGCAUGACCGACCUGGUGCGUUACACCCGACAGGGCCUGCACUGGCUGCGACUGGACGCUAAGCUGGUUCCCUAACGAGGAUUCUGGCUUUUGAACCCCACCCUCUCUCUAUCCCUGCACGCUGCUCUCCCACCCACCCACCCACUCACACACAGCCACACCUCAGCGCUACGCACACAGUCCACCUCUGAUCACACACACGCAGGUGACGAUGAACUUGUCAAGCAUAUCGCCGAGUGUGUGUGUGCGUGUUUUUUUCUAUCUGCACCAGCUCGCCAAAAACUGAGCAAACCGAAACCAUCCCGGGGGAAAAGCAACACACCAAGUUCUUCACAUAUCUAGAUAGUACAAAUAGAUGAAACAUGGUUUUGAUUAUUUUUCUAAUCUAUUUGUCCCUGAAGCGCUCAGCGAUUUAUUUAUUUAUUCCCCCGCGAAUACUAGGCUACUUUGGCUUUUAUUCUUGUUUUUUUUUCAAAUAGUUUCGACCCCACCAAAGUACCUCGCACGAAACACCAAAGGUGCUUUAAAUUUUUUAAAAUGAAGGUUUUCUCUUUGUUUUUUGUGCCUUCAAUGUGAGCUACAGGAAAACAAGCAGUCGGCUCCGCUCUCUUCGUUUCUAUUUUUGCUACGUUUCUCACCUUUUUUUAAAUUUUAGGGCGAUUGCUGUUUUGUGUUUUUAAGGUUUUGAGCUUCAAACUAAGCUUCCCUGCAUCGGCUUGGUAGACAAAAGACAUUUGCUAUCCAAUUGUGCAAACCUCAUCAGUGUCAAUGGCCUUUUUAGUCCGCCAGUCUUCUUAAAACGACACCAGUAGCCAAGGAAGUCAUUCUCCGUAGCCGUUGCGAAAUAUCCUCGAGGAAAGUCACUUCCAUACAGUAUUGUUUGCUCAGAGUGUAUUUUUAUGAGUCACAGCAGGGAGUGUUUGAAGUGGUGUCCAUGAAGACAAUGCAGUUAUUACAUUAAGGUUUAUCAAAGGCACGUCCUGGUGGGACAGACACACCAAUCUGGCAUCUGACAAAGAAAGAAAGAAAGAAGAGAAGCGGAUUAGCAGUUUUGCAUUUAGAGCAGAAUGCAGAGUAUAUAUUUCAAAUAUGUAGAAUUUAUUUAUAUAUGCAGAUGGAUUCCUCCUUUCUAAUAAAUGGCUUUUAAAACUAUUUGACAGGUUUUGACAAUAGAAUGCAAUGUAAGGUGUCCAUCCUUUUAACAAGUGUCACUGAACUUGUUGAGACAAAAUUAGAAAAUAAUGUCUACAAAUAAUACAAGGGAGGAUUGAGCAUUAUAUUUGAUAAACAGCGCAGUGUGCAAGGGGCAAUGUUAGAAAAUGUCUGCGCCAAUUGAAUAAAAACAAUAUUACUUCCGUCUAGUUGUGCUUUCCAACUUAUUUUUCAGCUUCAGAGUAGCUUUUUUUUUUUUCCCUUCUUCCCAUCGUUGUCAUCCUUUACCGACUCAAUGGCCGGACUGUUUUUGUUUUAAUUUCAAUUUGCAAAAGAAAAAAAAAAUUAUUUUUCAAUCUAUGCAGAUUUUUUUUUUAUACUGUAUAUGAAAAGGAUGUAAGGAGACUUUUUAAAAAUAUUAUACACAGGCUUUUUUUUCCUUCCAAAAACUCAAAUGUCCAAUGCCUUUUUUUGCAAUGUAGUUUUCUGGUUUUAGUACAUUUGUGUAUAUAUUUUAUAACAAAAGAAAAACAAACAAAAAACAGAUGGUUUGUGCCAAUCUGUACCUAAAGCUGGAGGCCACUUUUUUCUCGUAGGAAAAUCCUCUGUGAGUUAUCUUUUUUUUUUUUUUUUUAGAUUGCCAGGCCAGCCAAUGUGUUCAUACACUGGUACAAUUUGUAAGAACAAAUGUGUACGCUGAAGGGUCGUUUGUAACCUUUUUUUAAUUUAUUUUUUCUGAUCCCCUUUUUUUUUCGCUUCUAACAUGUGAUGCAACAAGAUGUAAAUGUAUCAGGGGAUGUGGUUGUUAAUGAUGAGAUUUCAUUGUAAGUAGUAAUUAAUAUUAAUGAAUCCAGGGUAUGUUUUUUUUCUCGAUAGGAAGAUGUUAACAUUUGCAUGUUUCUAUUUAAAUGUACAAAGUGUACAUAGGAUUUUUCUCUAAGGUUGCAUUUCUACUACAGGAAGAAUUUUUAUCGAACGUAUCGUUGUAAAUAUAUUUGUGAGAUCCUUUUAUGCACAUUUUCCCCUUUUCUCUCGUUCCCUUACUUGUUCUUUGGAACUGUACAGAUGGCACCCAAGUCUCUUAACAGUCCAGGGGUGGGGACACUUUUUGUAUCAAGCUCAUUUCACUAAAUUUGGGGGGAGAAUGGUAACAAACAAAUGUUUAUUAUAUACUAAGAGCAUUUUUAAAAUUGCACGGCGGCACGCAGAUUCCCCACCUCUGCUCUAGUCUUUUACGUGCUUGUGUCUUCACCACCAUGUCAUCAUUUUGUCUCCCCUGGAUUUUUGUCCUGUCAUUGUCCAUCCUAACGGGGAUUCGAUGUACAGUCUUCCGUCAAUCUGAAAGUAUUUCCUACCCUUUAUAUGAACAAUUGGUCACAUGAGUCUUUUAAGAAAAAAAAGGUUUCUCAAAAACUGUAGCAGUUUAUAUACAGUCUUGUAUACUUUGACAAGCCUCAACAAGCAGCCUACACUAUGUACCAUAGUCUAAAUUGGCUUAGUUUUAAAGAUGAAAUAGAUGCUAUUAUGCAAUGGAUGCAAUACGAUUGAAAGGUACUUGUGGCGUUUGAGCUUCAAACUUUUAGGUCAUGUAAUUUAAAGAGCAUUCUUGUGAAGUGAGUAUUAAUUGUGUGACUAAUGAGAGUCUGUUCUGAAUAUUCUUUGUAUUUUUGUCGUAUUGAGAAUAAAAUAUAUAUGUAUAUGA
This is a messenger RNA of Syngnathus typhle (broad-nosed pipefish), 7447 nucleotides long. It is a transcript of the gene aff4, whose product is annotated as AF4/FMR2 family, member 4. Gene Ontology annotation, biological process: regulation of gene expression. Gene Ontology annotation, cellular component: super elongation complex; nucleus. NCBI's taxonomy places the organism in Eukaryota, Metazoa, Chordata, Actinopteri, Syngnathiformes, Syngnathidae. The transcript is spliced from 21 exons. Bases 1186 to 4668 code for a protein of 1160 amino acids. The record is from RefSeq and is a predicted model, not a curated record.